UCGUUUCUCUCUUCUCUUCUUUUCUCUUCAAGUUGAUUAUUUACCCCGGCUCUAGAAGAAAACCGGCUCUGCGUCGCCAGGGAAGACAGGCACUUCGGUGUCUCCUUCCACUCGGACGCUGAGUUGAACUUUAAGCUGGGCAGACUGAUGGCGUUGAAUAAACGUCACGGCGCUUUUAAGAAUUGGGAACUCGAACCACCGUUUUCCGAUCCCGUUGAGUGUACGACAUACUUUCGUCUCCCAAAAGGAUAUCUUGUGAUAUGUAGUCUCGAAUUUCCGCCCUUAAGGCGUCGCAUAAAUCUGAAUUGCAUUUGCCUCGCAUGGUAAAAGACGUCAGUCACGCAAGGUAUCCUGGACGACCAUCUUGCGGAGGGACCCC
Colletotrichum destructivum is the source of this 379-nucleotide messenger RNA. RefSeq lists its product as uncharacterized. NCBI's taxonomy places the organism in Eukaryota, Fungi, Ascomycota, Sordariomycetes, Glomerellales, Glomerellaceae. The transcript has a single exon. The coding region runs from base 148 to 327 and encodes 59 amino acids. The record is from RefSeq and is a predicted model, not a curated record.